Messenger RNA from Cinara cedri, 5095 nucleotides. The record is from the annotation of a GenBank genome assembly. Lineage: Eukaryota; Metazoa; Arthropoda; Insecta; Hemiptera; Aphididae.
AAUACCUAUCAUUGAUUUUUCAACAUUUCAUUUUCAGUUUUCAUACUUGGUGUAUUAUUGAACCUGCCAUUUCAUCUUGUGCAGUCGUAUUGAAUUAAAGUUUUUAUUUCUACCAUAGUAAACGAACAAGUAAGUUUUUACUGUAUAUCAUUUCUAUUAUUCAGUGUAUACUCUUAAAUAAUAAUUAUUUUCUAUAAUAUAAUUAGGGUUGAGUAUUUUGUUUAAAUCUUAUUUUUAUUAACAAUUUGGUAAGUUCAUUGCAAGUGACUGUAAUGGGAAACACCCUUUGGAUAAAGGUUUGCCAUUCGUUUAAAGUGUUAAUCAUACAUCAUAUUUGUGUCAAUUUUGUAAAUAUAGGUACUCUAUAUUUUGUACUUUUAUUACUUAAUUGCAAUGGUAGAUAUUUUGUGUAACCUUUGAUGUAUCUAUCUAUGGUAUUUCUCGAUCAUGUUCAAUGUCAUUAUUGUUGUUUGGCCUGUUUUCAAGUUCAAAUACUUCUCUACUUUAGGUCAUGAGACACAUACGGUAUUUGAAUUUAUGGCUUUAAUCCAAUGUACAAAGAUACUCAAUUAAAAAUAUUUUGGGAUAUAAUUAAUAAUUUUUAUUUAAACAGAGUAAAUUAUGCAUGUUAAACUUAUGAAUUCAUAAAGAUUGGUAACAAAUAUACUUAAUUUAAUUUAUUUAGAUAUCUACCUGUAAAUUUGUUUCAAAAAAUGCCUAUUUCGAUAAUUUUAGUUAAUACAACAAUAUUAAAAUAAAAAUGUCUCAUUCAUUCUAUAUUUCAAUUAAAAAAAAAAAAAAUAGAAAAUAAAUAUAUUAUUAACUUAUAACUUAUGCAGCAUUUUUGACCUAUAUAUUUAAUAUAUAAUUGACCUAUAUGUUAUAUUCUUAAUUCUUAGGUAUGUCAGUAAAAUAAUUAAUAGAUUAUUAGAUUAUUUCUGUAUGAAAAAUGUUUUGUAUAAUUGUUUUAAAAACAGUUUUUUUCAUGAGACCCAGUUUAUUAUAUAUCCCGAUUCAUUGUUUUUACAUUUUAAUACUGUAUUGAAUGACCUUUUAUUAUUUAUGCUUUUAAAUUUGUAUAAUAUGAACUAAGUAGUUUGAAAAUUAUUGUUUAAUAUUAAAACAAUGAAAACUCUCUAAAAACAUUUAUAUUAUAAUAUUUUUUAGUUACAAAAUAAGUAUUAUCUAUGUCAAGAUUUUUAAUAAUGUAUGUUACCUUUAAUGUUGUUAUAUUUAUACUUUUUGUGUAUAAAAACCGAUUUUGUGCCGUUAGUUUUAAUACUAGAGUGUAUGAGCCUAUUAUCAAACUUAAUGGUAAGAACAUUUUCAAUAUUUGUACCGUGGUUUUUUUCAGUGUUUUAAUUUUCAAGUGAGUUACAAACGUGUGAAACAUUACAAUUUAAAAAUCGUCGAAUCUGGAUUAAAAAUUAAAAUAUUAAGAAAUAACCUACGUACUAACACAAACACCAUGCUUAUUCUUAAGUUAGUUAAUAGGCUAAUUUACUCCAAUAUUAAAACAAACAGCAUAAAAUAGGUUAAAAUAUAAUUAUAACGAUAUUAACCGUAACACAUACAAUUUUGAUAUAAAUCAUAACAUUUGAUUAGAAUCUUAUUUAUUUAGAUUUUAACCUCAUGAUUGAAAAAUACAUUAAAAAUACAAACUGGAAAUUAACUUGACCAAUAUUUAUAGUACAAUAAUGUAUACAUUAUCUAAUGAGCUAAUUUAAGAUCACCAAAAUAACAAUCAACAAUAUAGCUGCUAAAGGUCACCUUGUUGAUUAAUAAUAUUAGUUUUUGUUAGUAUAUCAGUAAAACAGAACUCCUGCAAUAGUUAGCAUUACUUAGUAUUAUCAAACUCGUAACUUCACUUAAUUGUUUUCUAUUUGUCAUAUAGUCAUACUUUCAUACAUAUUUAUUAUAAUUUCAAGUAAGUUUACAAUUAUUAUAAAUAUAAAUUAACCUAUAGUUUUGGAAUAUUUAUUAAUUUAUUGUAUUUUAUCUUUAUUGCAACUAUCUAGGAUACAAUUUUGAAUUGGAAACACUUGUUUAAUUUUGAUUUUAUAAUAAAGAAUAUUUUCAUAAAUAUUUUGAGGAUGGUAUUCAAUAUUGAAUUAUUAAGUAACUUAAUGCUUAGAAGAAACUCAAACUUUUAUAAUACUUAUUUGUUUUUGCUAUUUAAAAAUUUGAUAUUGUUUUCAAUGAUCUGAAAUUAAAUUCAAUUUAGAAUUUGUUGUAACUUAUAAAAAGUGUGUAUUCACAAUGAAUCGCCUUUAUCACAUUUAAUGAUGUAUAUAUUUCAAAUGUAUAUUGAAAAUUAUUUUUUAUAUUAGCGAAUAGAAAUUUAUAUUGUACAAUCAGUGAAGUUGUAUACAAUACAAAAAUGUAAUAUUAUUAAUUUGUAUCGUAUUAUAUUUGGACACUGAUUUUGAUUGUAUAAAACAAACAAUGGUAGAAUAUCUUCCAAAUAGCAAUUUAUAUUUAAGAAAUUGUUUUAUCUUGUAUAUGUUCAUAAUUUUGUCUCUGUAAAACUUUUAAUAUGCGUUUUUAAAAAAAAGUGUAAUAAGUAAGAUUUAUAAUUACAAUAAAAUCAAAAAUAUUUUUAAAUACAAAAAAAAAGAAUAAUAAAACAAAAUUUAUUUUACAGUAAAUUUUAUAAAUAUUUAUUUCCGUUUCUCGCACGUUUUAUAGCAACAAAAGGUAUGCAUUCAGAAUUUACAUUAAGAAAUUUGUACUAUAGAUCCUACAAAUGAUUUUUUAAGUAUUUAAAUUUUAUCAAGAUACUUAUGUUUUUAUUAAUAAUAUGUUUUAAAAAAUGCAAAUAUUAAAAUAAAACAUUCAUUAAAUCUAUAGUAAAUAUUGUUCUUUAUAAAAUGUAUAAUAAGUUCUUUUGCCUUAAACUAGAGAGAGUCUUGAGACUGGAAGUGUGAAAUGCUUUUUGCUAUAUUAUGUGUUAGGUAAAGAGAGAAAACAAAUAUUAAUGAGGAAGCCACUUAAACAAUAUUAUAUUUAUUUAUUACACAAUACAAAUAUGUAUUUACUAAAAUUUAACGUUUUACAAAUUGCAAUUUAUCUAAUUAAUAUUGUAUUUUAUUUUAGAAAAAUACCAAAAUGACUACUUAUUUCAAUUACCCGUCAGAAGAACUACAAAAAGAAUUAAACAAAAUUGCUUGUGCUAUGGUAGAACAAGGUAAAGGUUUAUUAGCUGCUGAUGAGUCUGUAUCAACCAUGGGAAAACGUCUUCAAGAUAUUGGAGUAGAGAAUACCGAAGAAAAUCGUCGUGCUUACAGACAAUUGUUAUUUACUGCUGAUGACUCAUUGAAUGAUCGUAUUUCGGGAGUAAUUUUAUUCCACGAGACUCUCUAUCAAAAAACUGAUGAUGGCGUACCAUUUGUUGAAAUUCUUAAAAACCGUUGCAUUAUUCCUGGAAUUAAAGUUGAUGCAGGUGUUGUGAACUUAUUUGGUUCUGAAGGAGAAACCACCACACAAGGUAAAAUUAAAAAAAAUACUUAUAAUUAAAUAACAAAUAAAAUAUUUUAAGUUUGUUUUUUUCAAUAGGAUUGGAUGAUUUGGCUCAACGUUGUGCUCAGUAUAAAAAGGAUGGAUGUCAUUUUGCAAAGUGGCGUUGUGUAUUGAAGAUUGGUAAAAAUAUUCCAUCAUACCAAGCUAUUUUGGAAAAUGCUAAUGUAUUAGCUAGAUACGCUUCUAUCUGCCAGGCUAAUCGUAUUGUUCCAAUUGUUGAACCUGAGGUAAAAAAUAUAUAUAUAUAUAUAUAUAUAUACAGUGAUAAAUCCUUAAUAAGACAAUCCAUAUUUUAAAAAUUGACUAUUUUUUUUUGAGAAAAAAUUUUUUGGUAGUUUAAAAAAUAAGCAGCUCUAAAAUGUAAAUUUUCAUUAUUUUUUGUCAACCUUAUUUUUGGUGCUGAAACGAUCACGUACUUUUGAUUUUCAAAUGACAAAAUAUAUUAGAAAUUACAUAAAUAGAUUAAAUAUUAAAUUGAAACAUAUUUUGCUGUUCAAAUUUAUAAUUUCCACUGUUUUUUAAUCGUUAACAAGAUAUUCCACUUAGUUUAGAUUGGGAGAGAGUUUUUAAGACCAAAAUAUAUUUAAACUAAUACUUUACUCAAUCUUUUUAUGAAAUUCUUAAUAUAGGUUGAAAAUCAAAAAUCAAAAGUAGGUAGUCAUGGAACCCCAAAAAUAAAGGUGACAACAAAUAACCAGUUAUGUUACAUUUUAAAGAUAUUUAUUUUUUAAAUGUUCAAAAUAAGAAAAAUUCAGAAAAAAUUUAAUAUUUUUCAAGGAAUAUCUUAUCAACAUUUUUAAACAUUUAAACAUUUUUACUCCCCUUUGGAUACAAGGUACUAAAUACUGUAUCUAAAAUAAAAGAUACAUUAAUAAUAAUAAAACUUAUGGUAUGAUCGCCUAUGAUGUCAGGUUUAAACUUUAUUUAUAAUAAAAUUAAAAAAAAACAUUAUUAUUAAACAAAAUAUGAGCAACAGAAUGUAUAACAGCAAAGAUGACAAAUUAUAAUUACCAUAAAUAACCUAUCCAAAGUAAAAGUCUAUAAUUUAUAGACUUAGAUAAAGAAAACAAUACCUAUUGGUUAUUUCCUAUAUAAUAGGUGACAGGUGUACAUUAGUACGUAUACCAAUAAUAGGUAGGUUUUUUGUUAACGCUAGUCAAGUUCGCCAUGUACGCUUCUUUUGAAAGUAUGCGAAGUACGAACACACUUUUUUACGAAAAAUAACAGAGUAGACCUCCAUGAAAUUAGUACUCAAUGCCUCAAGAUAAUAUUAUAUUAAUAAAUUGUAAAUAUAAUCAAACGUACGUCUUCCCCGUUAGAACAAUUCUAAUAAAUUCCAUCGGGUCGCGACACUUUCGUUUCCAAUCGCGAAUACCAUGGUUUAAAAUAUACUUAAAUAUCUUAAAUCACGGUGUACACUAUCCACCAUACAGUAAUGAGUAAACUAUACCUACAAAUUUGUAAAUUCGUUGGUACAAUAUCCGGUGCACCGAUACAUUUUGAACCGGUUUACUAACACUUGACACCGAUUAUUUUACACCAAUACAGAUAUUCGACGAUAGAAAUCGGUGUAUCC